This is a messenger RNA of Gymnodraco acuticeps, 2623 nucleotides long. RefSeq names its product LEM domain containing 1 (gene lemd1). Bases 886 to 2217 code for a protein of 443 amino acids. Gene Ontology annotation, molecular function: DNA binding. The transcript is spliced from 11 exons. The record is from RefSeq and is a predicted model, not a curated record. NCBI's taxonomy places the organism in Eukaryota, Metazoa, Chordata, Actinopteri, Perciformes, Bathydraconidae.
GCAUUGGUGUGGCUGGAGUUACUUCCACUGUAAAAUCAUUCUUUAACUACUUUGAAAGUGUGUGGUUUCAAAAAGGCGUUUUCUUUCCCUAAAUACAUGUUGUCAUAGGAUUCAUUGAAUAGAAAAGGCAAACAUUGAAUAGACCCAUGUGUAAAUAAUACAAAUAUUUGUUAAUGAAUUAGACACUUGAAUAUACUAGGUAAUACAAUUGGGACAUUUAGUGUUCGGAUUGAAUGGUAAACUGGUAAGGAUCAGGUUUUUGGAGUAUUUUAUGUUUGAGAAUGUAAGCAACUUAUUAAAAGUAUGAAACUCACGUCCAUGUACACAUGUUCUUUGAUGUUCCUACUUUAAAGUCUGAUAGCAUAAUUUAAAAAUAGAAACAGGAGUACAUUUUUUAAUUGACAGCCCCAAACUUCCAAACUGGAUGCAGUUUGCAAGCUAGCUAAUGUCACUAAUACUACCAGCUUAAAUAACAACUCAAAAAAGAAUGAAAAAAAAAAACUCACCAAAGCCAACAUGCCUAAUCAGUUUUAUAGUAUAUUUUAAAGUGUAUCUUCAUGCAAUAAGAAGCUCCUACUUUGAAUUAAAAUGUAAAAUAAUUCAAAGCUAGUUAGCUAAAAACAUUAGCAUGUAGCAUGUAACAUGUUAGCUUGCCAUGCUUGUUUACUCCAUCAGUAAAGGAAUGUAGAGCUAACGUUAGCUACUAGCUGUCAAUCAAAUAGUCACUUGCGGCUGUUCUCAGAUCAGUCAGUGUGAUUCCCAGACCACAGCAGAGGCUUUCCCCGAGCAGCUAAUUCAUCUGACUUAAAGGAGGUUUUUAUACAAGUAUAAAGAACAGCUAAGUAUCACAGUUUUAUAUUUUCCGCUUCGACUCGUCGUUGUGACAUGUCUCUGUUUAUGGAGGACCCAGCUCACUUCUCUAAAUCCAGACUGAAGUCAGAACUCGUUGCCCACAAUGUCGUGUUGCCACCCGUCAAGAGCAGAAAGGAGAUUUAUGUGGACUUGCACUUAAAACACAUCGCUCAGAAAAACGCAGGGGAUUUUUCUAGCGACGAUGAGGAUCAAGAAAAUGAUUUGGCAGCCAAAGAGGAGGAUGCAGAGAUUCUGGUCCAGAGUUGCUUAACUGAUGAUGACCUCAAGGCUGUACUGCUUAAACAUGGGGUUAAAGCUGGGCCCAUAGUCGCCUCCACUAGAGCCUUGUAUGAGAAUAAGCUCCGGAGACUGCAACAGUCUGAAGGACAAGGCCAUGUAAACGGAGUAGAGAAAGGUGUAUUGUACUCUGACAGUGAAGAGGAGGAGGAACAAGGAGAACAAGAGGAUGGAGAGUCAGGUUCAGAAGGAGCAAAAGAAGAAAUCGAUGAACUGUCAAACCAAGCACAACAAGGGAGUAGCCAGAAUGGUGAUUUUGUUUACCCGCAGUGCUUUUUACUCUCAUCAAGGAUGCGGGCUCAUGCUACUAGAAAAUGGGAACCUAUUCCCAAGAGGAAUUCGCGGAAUGGGAUCAAAUCAUCCCAGCAGAUUCCCGUAGGAAUUACUAAAGCAUCCUCUGUAGAUCAACGCUCGGGAUUAGGAUCAGGGUUUCCAUCUGGAACACAUUCAGCCGUGUCCAAUGGUGGCUCAUCAAUCUCCCCUCAGCAGUCCUUCAGCAUCACUGAAAUGGUUCAAGAGAUGGAGAAGCGGAAGUCACUCUUUUCUUGCCCAAACACUGAGAGAGAGUUGAAUGGGAGCAAUGUGCAGGAACAUUGGUCGCGGUUCAACAGGCCGGACACUCCCAUCGUGGACACCAUGAAGAACCAGUCUCCAUACUACACUCCAAAGGAAUCCCCUUAUAAAAUGAAGCCGUCUCAAGAGCCUGUGAAAGAUACAAUAAAGGAGAUGUUUUUAAACAUGGAAGCCUCACCCACAGGGAUCUGUGCCACUCGUCGGAGGCCUAUUAAAGGUGCAGCAGGGAGACCUGUCCAGUACAUUUACCCAGACAGUCCCACCACCAUCGAGAGACGAGAGGUGGAGCGCCGCCUCGUGCCCAUCCACAUACAGAUUUUGGUUUUCUUCAUUGUGGCUUGCCUACUUUAUAUAAUUUAUGUUUGUGUUGAGGAAAACUCAUUUAAUCCAUUUGUUGCCUUACUGGACAGUCCAGGCCAGGGUUCAGAAAGUGAGGAAGGGCUUGUGCUUCAGGCUGAGACACAGGUCACACCAGUUAUCUCUCGACAGGAGUAACUUAAAGCUUUCCUUAAUCCUGUACAUCGACAUACAGAUGUGAGGCUGUGGGGGGUAUUCAAACCAGGUUGAUCAGGUUCUAUGAUCUCUUCAGGGAGCACAUUGCUUUACUAUUGACUGUGUGUCUGUAUGGGAGCAAACCUCAAAGUCCAGCUUCAGAGUUUUAUAUAUUUUGCUCAUAGAUACCAAAGCGCUCUCUGUCAGUGUAGUUGGGAAAAUAAACACUAUGUUCAGCAGAGACUUUAAAAUAUGUUCUUUAAGUUAUAAAUAAUAAAGUAUAAUGCUAAAAUUAUUUUCUAUUUCCUAACCCAAAUUGUGUAGUUUUCAAUCAGUUAGUGUCACUGUACUUGUAUGUAUUUUUUUAAACAUUUCAACCAUGUUUCAAUAAAGGAUGUUUUGCUUCAUA